Messenger RNA from Besnoitia besnoiti, 366 nucleotides. Its product is annotated as putative ribosomal protein L20. Gene Ontology annotation, cellular component: ribosome. The record is from RefSeq and is a predicted model, not a curated record. Lineage: Eukaryota; Apicomplexa; Conoidasida; Eucoccidiorida; Sarcocystidae. The transcript has a single exon. Gene Ontology annotation, biological process: translation; ribosomal large subunit assembly. The coding region runs from base 1 to 366 and encodes 121 amino acids. Gene Ontology annotation, molecular function: structural constituent of ribosome; rRNA binding.
AUGCAGAUCCCGAGAGACAUCAUUUUCGAAGUCGUGCGCGGCUUCCGCGGCCGCUCACGCAACUGCAUCAAGAUUGCGCGCGUUCGCGCGAUGAAGGCGCUGCUUUACUCGUACCUGAUGCGCCGGCAGCGGCAGCGGCGGUACCGCGUCUUUUGGAUCGGGCGCAUCAACGCGGCGGGUCGCGAGUGGAGUUUCCCGUACGCGUGGCUGACGACGAGUCUCUGGCGCCAAAACAUCUGGCUGGACAGAAAGAUGCUCGCGAACCUCGCGGAGACCGAGCCCGCCUCCUUCCGCGCCCUCGUCAACGAAGGCAAGCGCGUCUAUUUCUGGAACCCCGACAAAGUGCGCGACAUCAGCGACCUCUAG